Molecule: messenger RNA, 2963 nt
Organism: Ipomoea nil (Japanese morning glory)
Lineage: Eukaryota; Viridiplantae; Streptophyta; Magnoliopsida; Solanales; Convolvulaceae
Exons: 8
Coding region: 538-2736 (732 amino acids)
Molecular function (GO): DNA binding
Source: RefSeq, a predicted model, not a curated record
GGAGUAUAUAAAGUGAUAGGGAAAUUGCUUAGAUUCCCAGUCUAGAAGGGAAUGGAUGGUUUCCCUAAGCUAUUUAUCCUUUAUCUUUUUCCUCAGAAUUCCAGAAACCCAGCUUGGCCACUUGGAUCACAACUCAUGCAGUUAUGGGAGUGGGUUUGAUAGUGAUGGAUACAGGAAAUAGAUAGAUAGAUAGCAGAGUGCAGGUCUUCUUCUAUGAGCGGUCACUGGCAUGCAACAGUCCACGUGGCAGCCUGGGCGCCACUGCUCAUCUCCCCUCUGUAUUAAUGCUUACAUGUACACAGACCUCCUUCCCCAUCUCUGUAUUCCCAAGAAUUUUAUUGCCUUUCCAUUUUGUAUUUUCUGAUUGGGUGCAUUUUCCCUGGGUUUCUGUAAUGGGGUUUGUGGCUCAAAAGAUGUAUGAACAGGAAAAAAUUUGACGAUCAUCUAGAGUACCUUUUGUAGAGAUGAAACAUCGGUUCUGAAAGGCUAAGGAUUUGAAGGAUAGACUGUUCCGUCAUCUGCUUAAUUGCGUUGCUGAUGAUGAGUGUUAACAACAACAACGUGGAUAUAGCGCUUGCUAUGGGAUUUUCCGAUCACACUGUUAAGACGAAACUGAACGAUGAUUCAGGUGCAGGUGUAAAUGCAGGCUCAGGAUUGCACAUAUUUGCAGCACCUGAUCCAUUAUCUGAAUUAGUAUGGACUCCGGGAAAAGGUUUGAGUCUGAAAUGCGCCGAUAACAGCUUAGCUAAGAAAAAACCCAUUCUUCUAUGGAAUGUGGCACCGAGCAACGAGGUUUCUUCACCACCAGAAAUUAUCAGAUUCAAUGGCAUUAAUGAUGAAAAAGAUAUCGGUGAAGGGAGCACCAAUGGAAUGGAGAACAUAAAUCCCGCAGAGGUAGAUGGUAAUGUUGAUACCAAUCAAAAUAAGGAAUCUCAACGGGAGAAUGAAGAGAAGGAUCUCUCCGUUCUUCAGACGAUAGGAGAGGGUGAACGUGAUUCAAUACCGCCACAGGAAUCAGAUAAAAAAGUGGCUGUGAAAGAAGAAAGAAGUAAAAGGAAGAUGCAGAUUUCUUGUCAUAAAAGGAAAGGUAAAGGGAAAGCUUUGUCUGAUAGUGAUGAUUCCAACGGCAAAAUGUCAAGUAGCGAGGAAGGCAGCCACGAGAGUGUGGAAAGCUGCAACAGUGCCAGGAUUUUUCCCGAGAGCAAGAAUCUAGAAAACUCUGAACAGCCAUUAUAUUUGGGGAGCAAAAGAGUCAAAACGCAAAUGCAAAGAAACGUUGCUCCAACAUCCCCCAUAGGACAUGGCAGCUCGUUUUUCACUUGGAUCUCUAAUAUGGUGAACGGUUUAUCAAAACCCAGCCAAGAAGAAGUUCCUCUGCUUGCACUUACCGUUGCUCAUUCUAAUCUGGGGCACGAGGGUAAUCACAAUAUAUGGAGCACCUUUGCAAUACCAGAAAUAAGAAUAUCAAAAGACGAUAUUUCUGCUGGAGAAUCUAAAGAUGUUCUCGUGGAUGACAAGAUGAUUAUUGACGUUUCGCCAACACAGUGCCCUUGGGAAAACGAUGGAUCAGAUGAACAAAUUCUCGUGUCAAACGAUAAAAUCAUCACAUCUGCAUCAGCAAACGUGGAGGGGGUAUCAACUAAAUCCACUUCAGCAGAAAACAAAGCUUUGGGCAGUUUGGAAUGUAGCAACUACGAGAAGUCGAUACAUAAAUUAAACCCUAUACCCUUUCCGAAGUUUAAGAGCUCAGAGGCUAUGACUUGUUUGUUCGCUAGGAGAUUGGAGGCCUUUAAACACAACAUACCUUUUCCCAAUGCAAGAAAUGAAGCGACUUGCAAAAAAGCAAUUUGUUUAUUCUGUGGCAAAAGCGGGGAUGGUUUCUGUAACUGUUCAGAGGCAACUGAAAGUAAGCGGGAGGAUCUUCUAAGAAAUAUCGGUUCAUAUGAUUGGACUGAAAAUUCUCGUUCCUUGUUCAGUAGAUGCUUACAACUUGAUCAUUGGGCUACUACGUGUCCAAUCGUAUCUUCAGGCAAGCAAUACUGCGGUACUAAUAAUUUGCCGCUCUGUUCAGGUGACGCCUUUCUAGCAAAGGAGGAAGGGACUUACAACAUUAUUGUCAAUCACAUUGGUCGCUGCAAAGAGAAAUCUGGCAUUGUCACCGACACUAAUAACCUAGCACAAACUCGUGAAUCAAUCUCUGUUGAAAGAAAAGCGAGAUCAAGUGAUGUUCCAGAAAACGUGGCUUCAAAUCCAGGAGAGAAUGUGUUGAAAGGAACCGGAACCGGUGUUUUACCUUUGUCCACUUUUGGUAGCAAAGAGACUGCAAGUGUCCCGAAAGGAGCUUUUGAUGCUAUAAGGAGGCUUCGUUUGUCCCGUGGGGACAUCCUCAAAUGGCUGGAUUCAAAUGCUCCAUUGUCGCAUUUAGAUGGAUUUUUCUUGCGCUUGAGAAUGGGCAAGUGGGAAGGUGCAUUAGGAGGAACCGGCUACUACAUUGCUCGCAUAAGUGGCAUAACUGGGUCCCAACAAGAAUAUUCAGCAAAAGAUGCUAAGAAGUGCAUCUCAGUAAGUAUUUGUGGCAUCACAUGCUCUGUUGGAAGUCAGUACGUCUCCAACCACGACUUCUUGGAGGAUGAGCUCAUGGCUUGGUGGUGCAAAACCUCAGAAAGUGGAGGGCAGGUUCCAUCAGAGGAUGAACUAAGAUUGAAAGUUGAACAGAAGAUGAAGUUAGGCUUCUGAAAUCCUGCACUGAACAACUUCUGCUCCAAAAUUCCUCAAGAUUUGCCAUGAAAAGACCAAAGAUCAAAGUUUUUUUGCAUUUCCAUUUCCCUAUUGGUUUGUAAUAAAUCAAACAUCUGGUUUGUUAAUGUCUCAAAGGUGACAACAGUCUGCAAUAUACACAUACAAACAUAUAUGUGAAUACACACAUAUAUAGGAUUGGAAUCAAAUAAAAACCACAAACUACU